Molecule: messenger RNA, 3139 nt
Organism: Malaya genurostris
Lineage: Eukaryota; Metazoa; Arthropoda; Insecta; Diptera; Culicidae
Product: RNA cytidine acetyltransferase
Exons: 6
Coding region: 94-3111 (1005 amino acids)
Biological process (GO): rRNA acetylation involved in maturation of SSU-rRNA
Cellular component (GO): nucleolus; 90S preribosome
Molecular function (GO): tRNA binding; 18S rRNA cytidine N-acetyltransferase activity; ATP binding
Source: RefSeq, a predicted model, not a curated record
UUGUGCUUCGGUUAGUUAUACCACGUUCUAUGUAUUAAACACGUGAAAAAUUAUAAAUUACUUUGUACCACCGUACGGAUUAUAGAAAUAAUCAUGGUGAAGAAAAAGAUCGACAAUCGCAUCCGUGUGAUGAUCGAAAACGGCGAAAAACUGAAUCAUCGUACUAUGUUUGUAAUCGUUGGUGAUAAAGGCCGCGAUCAGGUGCCUAUUUUGUAUGAUAUGCUAACUAGAGCCUCGGUGAAGGCGCGCCCCACUGUGCUUUGGUGUUAUAAAAACAAAGACGAAGCUAUUUCAAAUCAUGGCAAAAAACGAGCGAAAAAAAUCCAGGCAGGAAAAAUAGCCAUCAACGAGUCGGAUUUGUUUGACCUGUUCAGAAUUUCGACAACAAUUCACGGGAGAUACUACAGAGAUACUCACACUAUACUUGGCAAGACUUAUGGUGUAUGUGUCCUGCAAGAUUUUGAAGCUAUUACUCCAAACUUGCUCGCAAGAACAAUUGAAACUGUUGAAGGAGGUGGGCUUAUUAUUCUUUUGCUGAAAACUAUCAACUCAUUAAAGCAAUUGUAUACGAUGAGUAUGGAUGUCCAUAAAAGAUAUCGAACCGAGGCACACCAGAAUGUAACAUGUCGAUUUAAUGAGCGGCUAAUCCUUUCAUUGGCCGACUGUUCACGGUGUCUUUUGGUUAAUGAUGAUUUGACCGUUUUGCCACUUUCGUCAAGUACAGCCAAUGUCAAGCCAGUGGAAGUUGGAUUAAUACAAAAAACUGCAAAUGAUGAAUUGUUGGAAGAGUUAAAAGAAAGUCUUCUCGAUACGCCUCCAGCCGGACCACUUGUAAAUCUUUGUAAAACACAUGAUCAAGCAAAAGCUGUUGUCCAGUUCAUUGAUGCGUUGGCUGAGAAACAGUUGAAACCCCCUACGUCUCUGACCGCAGGUAGAGGUCGAGGUAAAUCUGCAGCCAUGGGAUUAGCAAUUUCAGCAGCUGUUGCGUUUGGGUAUGUCAAUAUCUAUGUAACAUCACCCUCUCCAGAGAAUCUGGUUACUCUGUUUGAAUUUAUCAUGAGAGGUUUCGAUGUCCUAGAGUAUCAGGAACAUACGGAUUAUACUAUUAUUCGAUCUACAAAUCCCGACUUUAAUAAAGCUAUUAUCAGACUGAAUAUUACUCGUAACAAUCGUCAAACCAUACAAUACAUUUCUCCACCUGAUACGCAUUUGCUGAAUGCAGCAGAUUUACUAAUAAUUGAUGAGGCUGCCGCUAUUCCACUACCUUUAGUAAAAGCAAUGCUGGGGCCGUAUUUAGUGUUUAUGGCUUCAACAAUCAAUGGAUACGAAGGAACAGGACGUUCUUUAAGUUUAAAAUUACUAUCUCAGAUCCAGAAAGAUAGUAAUGCUCCUCCUCCGAUUAAAUUGGACGAAUCAAUCCGUUAUCGACCACACGACCCGGUCGAAUCUUGGUUGACAUCUCUACUUUGCCUUGACGCAACAGUCGUGUCUAACCUAAACUCUGGUUGUCCAACACCUGAUGCUUGUGAGCUUUAUUAUAUUGAUCGAGAUGCCCUGUUUUCGUACCAUCGAGCAGCAGAAGCAUUCUUACAACGUGUAGUAUCGAUUUGUGUUGCCUCUCAUUAUAAGAACAGCCCCAACGAUUUACAAAUGAUGAGUGAUGCUCCAGCACAUCAUUUGUUUUGUCUUCUGGGUCCAAUUACAAGAAAAGAUCAGCUUCCAGAGAUACUUGUUGUAGUUCAAGUCUGUUUAGAAGGACAAAUAUCGUCACAAUCGGUACAAAACUCUUUGGCUCGUGGCAUGAAAAGUGCUGGAGAUCUUAUCCCGUGGAAUAUAGCAGAGCAAUAUGGUGAUAGACAAUUCCCUAAAUUGAGUGGAGCUAGGAUUGUGCGAAUCGCAACCCAUCCCAAUUAUCAAAGGAUGGGUUAUGGCAAGCGCGCUUUGAAGCUGCUUAGAAAGUACUACGAAAGGAAUUUUACAUCACUCGAUUGUGACUCAUCCGAAAAAGAAGACGAUAACGGUAUCGAAACCAUCGACGACGAGGAAGUAGAUCUGUUGAAAGAAAUUAUUGAACCGAGGAAAAAAAUCCCGACACUAUUGAAACGGUUGUCAGAGCGUCGUCCGGAACAUUUGGACUAUCUCGGGGCAUCGUUUGGUCUAACGAACGAUUUGCUGAGAUUUUGGAAAAGCCAAAAGUUUGUUCCAGUUUAUCUGAGCCAGAAAGAAAAUGACCUGACGGGUGAACACACUUGUAUAAUGAUUGCACCAAUCAGCAACAGCUUAGAUAAAGUGGAAACCAAUGAGUGGCUAAAUCAAUAUUUUAUCGAUUUUCGAAGACGCAUAUUAAAGCUUCUUGGUAAAUCUUUUAACAAAUUCGGAACAGGAAUGUCCCUAUCAUUACUGGACAACCGAGCAGUUAAUCUCCCCGGACAUGAACUUUCGCAAAAAACGAUCGACGAAUAUUUCUUGCCUCACGACAUUCAACGUCUUGAAAUGUAUGUUCGUAAUCAGGUAGAAUACAAACUGAUAAUGGAUCUUACUUCAGAUUUGGCUUCACUGUACUUUCAAUUAAAAAUGUCCGGAGCUCAGAUAGAUUCUUUGCAAAAAGCUAUUUUACUUGGGAUAGGUCUCCAACAUAAAAGCAUCGAUAAGUUAGCAGAAGAGUUUAACAUGCCAAACAACCAGGUGCUUGCUAAGUUCUACGACUGUAUGAAGAAACUGACUAAAUACAUUAACUCAACCCUCGAAAUUACAAUCGAAAGUACUAUGGUUCAAGAAAACAGUCUUAACACCGGUACCGAAUUGAUGGCACUUGACAAAUCGAUCAACGAAGAUCUAGCAGAGGAUGUGAGAAUCUUGCAGAAAAAGCAAAAGAAAGAGUUGGCCAAGCUAAAGAAAGAAAAUUUAAAUCAAUACGUGAUAAAAGGUACGGAUGAGGAAUGGAAGAAUGUACUGACCAAUAACAAAUCGACUAUUGUUUCUAUCAAAAGUGGAGAAAAACGACACGCUGAAGGCAAAGAAUUUACAACUGAAGAUGUAAGCUCUGCCAAGAACAAAAAAUCAAAACAUAACUUCAGAAAAAAACAAAAAUUUGGAAAGAUUAAGCAUUAACGAAUUUUCAAUAAAAUUAAUUAUUGAU